GCCGGCUGGGGCUGCCCCCGCCAGGCAGCUGCUCCUGGAAAGGUCACGCAGCUGCUCCGGCUGCACACAGAGCGAGGCGACGCCCUCCCAGCCGCCCGCCGCAGCCCUGCCACAGGCUCCGGGGAGCGUGCGCUGGCGGGAGGGAGCCCCUGGGAGCCGAGGAGAGUGCCAGCCCCCCAGCGAGAGCCCGGGCGGAUCUGGCCAGGAUGGCGGAGAACGGGCUGCGGGACAAGGUGCUGAGCCUGGACUCCAUGAACCCGUGGGUGAAGCGGGUGGAGUACGCGGUGCGGGGCCCCAUCCUGGCCCGCGCCGUGGAGCUGGAGGAGGAGCUGCGGCAGGGUGUGAAGAAGCCUUUCACAGAGGUGAUUAAAGCCAACAUCGGCGAUGCCCACGCCAUGGGCCAGCGCCCCAUCACCUUCCUGCGCCAGGUCAGCGCCUUGUGCCUCUACCCCGAGCUGCUGAGCAAACCCCUCUUCCCCGACGAUGCCAAGCAGAGGGCACGCAGACUGCUGGCAGCAUGCGGAGGGCAGAGCAUCGGUGCCUACACUGCCAGCCCUGGCAUCGAGAUCAUCCGCCAGGACGUGGCACGGUACAUCGAGAGGCGGGACGGGGGCAUCCCCGCCAACCCGGACAACAUCUACCUGUCGACGGGUGCCAGUGAUGCCGUCAUGACCAUGCUGAAGCUGCUGGUGUCGGGGGAGGGCCGGUCGCGGACGGGCGUGAUGAUCCCCAUCCCCCAGUACCCGCUGUACUCAGCUGGCAUCGCCGAGCUCAACGCCGUGCAGGUCAACUACUACCUGGACGAGGAGCAGUGCUGGGCGCUGGACGUCGGGGAGCUGCGGCGGGCCCUGAGCCAGGCCCGCGAGCACUGCCAGCCCCGGGUGCUGUGCAUCAUCAACCCUGGGAACCCCACGGGCCAGGUCCAGAGCCGGAAAUGCAUCGAGGAUGUCAUCAAAUUUGCGUGGGAGGAGCAGCUCUUCCUGAUGGCCGACGAGGUCUAUCAGGACAACGUCUAUGCCGAGGGCUCCGAGUUCCACUCCUUCAAGAAGGUCCUUUUCGAGCUGGGCCCCAUGUACUCGAGCGUGGUGGAGCUGGUCUCCUUCCACUCCAUCUCCAAGGGCUUCAUGGGAGAGUGCGGGUUCCGCGGCGGGUACAUGGAGGUGGUGAACCUGGAUCCAGCUGUGCAGCAGCAGCUCUCCAAGCUGGUGUCGGUGCGGCUGUGCCCGCCCGUGCCCGGCCAGGUGCUGCUGGACGUCGUCAUGAACCCACCGAAGCCUGGCGAGCCCUCGUACCAGAGCUUCAUCCAGGAGAAGCAGGCAGUGCUGAGCGACCUGGCCCACAAAGCGCAGCUGACCCAGGAGAUCUUCAGCCAGGUGCCCGGGAUCCGCUGUAACCCCGUGCAGGGCGCCAUGUACUCCUUCCCCAGGAUCCAGAUCCCAGCCAGGGCGGCUCAGGAGGCCCAGGCCCGGGGCUUUGCCCCAGACAUGUUCUUCUGCCUCCAGCUGCUGGAGGAGACGGGCAUCUGCGUGGUGCCAGGGAGCGGCUUUGGGCAGCGAGAGGGCACCUAUCACUUCAGAAUGACCAUCCUGCCGCCUGUGGAGAAGCUCCAGAUCCUGCUGAAGAAACUCAGCCAGUUCUAUGCCAAGUUCACCCGGGAAUAUUCCUAAGGUGCUGCCCGGGUCAGCUGCCCGCUCUGCCCUGCCUGUCCAUCCAGCGCCCGCCGGGGGCCGGGGCAGCUUCUCGCUCUGGCCGUGGGACUGGCAGGUGUCCAUGCCCCCUCACUGGAAUCCACCUGUACCAGCCCAGCUGCCCCGCUCGACGAGUGCUCCUGAGGGGUGCCAGGCGCUCUGGGGCUGUGCCCUGCCCCCGACACUCCAUCUCCCCCUCCCCGGCCUUUGGGGGUGGGGCAGCUCUGGCACAGGACACACCAGCACCAGGCAGCCGUGUGCCAGCACGCUCGCAGCCCCUGCCCUCCCCGCCCCCGUGGCCCAGCUGGCUGAAUUCCCCUAGCCCCGUGCAGCCUGCUGGGCACCGCUGGAUGAGGUGCCCUGGCAUCGCCAGCCAGUGGGACCUGCGGGUGGGCUCCAGCAGCACCCUCUGUGGUGCACCCCCAUGCUCCCUCUCACGCACGUCCCCGGGCCAGGCUGUGUCACCAGCACUGCCCCUGCCCCCUGAUCGAGGCCAAGCUCCAGGCGCCCACCAGCUCCUCCCCACCCACAGAGUGCCUUGAGCCAUCUCGUCCUGAAGUGCCUUGUUCCCCCACCUCCUCUGCUGGCCCCCGUGCCCUGCGAGGGGGCAGCCCAGCGGCUCUGUCUGCCCCACAGGCCAGGCCAGCAGGGCUCCCUGCGCCACCCCCUUCCCCGGGCUACAGCGGGUCAGACAGAGCCACCCAGGGACCCAGGCUGGGCACACGGUGCCUGCCCAGGUGGAGAGCUGCCUGCCGGGGGCAUGGACAGCUGCAGCCCACGGAGGGACGUGCCCAGCCCAGGAAGGUCUAAGUGUCCCUGUUUGAGCCUGCGGGGCUUUACUCUGCCCCUGCCCAGCUCGUCCCCAGGGCCUCCCUGCGCCCGGGUCCUGGGCAGAGACGCGGCCGGGGGCUGCGCAUGGGCCUGGCCUGGAGCCCCCAGAGCAGCAAUAAACAGUUAAUGACUGAA
Chelonia mydas (Green sea turtle) is the source of this 2654-nucleotide messenger RNA. RefSeq names its product alanine aminotransferase 2-like. The record is from RefSeq and is a predicted model, not a curated record. Lineage: Eukaryota; Metazoa; Chordata; Testudines; Cheloniidae. Gene Ontology annotation, biological process: biosynthetic process. The transcript has 12 exons. Gene Ontology annotation, molecular function: L-alanine:2-oxoglutarate transaminase activity; pyridoxal phosphate binding. The coding region runs from base 207 to 1667 and encodes 486 amino acids.